ACACAGGCAUACAUACGUAACAGCUUCUGACAUUUGUCGGUGGUAUGUGUUUCACUUUAAAAUAAGUUCACUAAAUGAUCAAAUACAUUAUUCGUUUGAGUGUGUCUCUGUACAUAAUUAUGACAAAAUGUGAAUUUUAAUUUGAAACUAAGCCGGAAGCCAUGACAGUCACUGUUUGCUAGCGUGCAUCAUUAGCAACACAAGAAUGGGCUCGGCGUUGUAAAUAGCAAAAUGUUGUCGGGUUAACCUUAACAUUCUGAAGAAUAACUUAGUUUAAGCGCUGGACUGAAUGUAUCGAUGCGCUGCAGGAUAGUACAAGCCUUCUGAGUCGUUGUCGUUGAGGCAAGCGAUGAGUGCCGGAGGAAAGAGCCCACAUCCUGGGCCAUCAUGUCCACCACAUCCUGGGCCGUCAUGCCGAGGAAAGAGCCCACAUCCUAGGCCAUCAUGUCCACUGGUGCUCGCCAUCUUUCUGCUACUUUCCACAGACUGCAUGGUAGAAAGCUCCGCUGGACAUGACCCCUAUAAAAUCCUGGGUGUCAGCAGGAGUGCCAGUCAAGCUGAAAUUAAAAAGGCAUACAAGAACCUUGCUAAAGAAUGGCACCCAGAUAAAAAUAAAGACCCCAGCGCAGAGGACAUGUUCAUAACAAUUUCAAAGUCAUAUGGGAUUUUGUCCAACGAGGAGCGACGGGCCAACUUUGACCGCUAUGGGCAGAUGGAUGACAACCAGCCAUUUGGCCAGUCUCAUCAUCAAGGCUUCCGGAGCUUCCACAACGGCUUCUACUUUGAUGACUCUUUCUUUCAUUUCCCCAGGUCCAGGGACUUUGCAGAUAGCAAGUACCUGCUUCACCACGCUCAGUUUAACAGCGAUGUCCUUCCAGACAGCCACAAGAAGCCCUACCUCAUCAAAGUCACCUCAGAGUGGUGUUUUGCCUGCAUCCACAUGGAGCCUGUGUGGAAAGAGAUUGUGCAGGCUCUGGAGCCACUGGGUGUGGGCAUCGGCAUAGUGGACCUGGGUUAUGAGCGUCGUCUAGCCAACCAGCUGGGAGCUCACCGCGCUCCCUCAAUCAUCGGACUGCUGAACGGCAGAGUGACCUUUUUCCAUCAGGCAAUAGUUCCAGAUUACCUGCGACAUUUCAUUGAGGACCUCCUGCCAAAUAAACUGGUGCAAAAGAUUACUGAUGACAACUACCUGCACUUUCUGGAUAGCUGGCAUGUUGACAAUAAGCCCCGUGUUCUUUUGUUUGACCAAGUUGCCAACGUUCCUCUUGUAUACAAGUUAACAGCAUUUGCGUUCAGAGACUAUGUUAAUUUUGGCUACGUGGACCAAGGUGACACACACAACAUUCAGCUCUUGCAGAAGUUCAAUAUAAACUGGUACGCCCCCACCAUGCUGCUAUUUAAAGAAGAGACCCAAAAGCCAGUGGACAUCAUCCAGGCUCGAGGGAUGAAGAGGCAGAUCAUGGAGGAGUUUGUUUCCAACAACAAGUUCCUUCAGGUUCCUCGUCUGGUCAACCAGCAGCUGUUUGAUGAGCUGUGCCCUGUUAAGCAGUUCCACCGACGAAGGAAAUACUGUGUGCUGUUGAUCACCAGCGAGGACCAAGCUUUUCUCCCUGGAAACAAGGCCUUCCUGGACUUUGCCACGGCCAACAGAAAAGAGGUGCUGCGCUUUGCGUACGUCUACCAGCGUCAGCAGCAGCCCCUCUGCCAGGCUCUGCUUCCCAACCAGGACCUACUCUCCCCCCAGGUGUUGAUUCUUGAGAGGCGGAGCCCGGCUGGCAAGGUGCUGUACCGCUCUGUGAUUGGUGGCUGGAAUGGCAGUGAAGAGGACAAGUACCGCCUCCAUGAGCAUCUGGAGCUGGUUCAGAAGGACCCCACGUACCUGACCUCUGACACCACCCUGCCAGAGCUCAACAACGAGAUGGCCCCGAUGUUUCUCAUUCAGUGGAUAAAUGCUGCCCAUGAUUACGUCCUUCAACUUUAUGAUGACCUCCUCUACUCCAACUGGCGCGAGAUGAUGCCCAUCCUGUCCUUGAUCUUCUCAGCUCUCUUCAUUCUUUUCGGGACCGUCAUCAUCCAGGCCUUCAGUGAACCGGGUGAGAGUGAACCACGUAAACAAGCGCCAAAGGAGCAACCUCAAAGUGAGGACGACGCAUCCAACAGAAGCAACGCCUCAGGUCGUCCUCCCAAGAAGGACUUUGUGGAGGUGACAGAGCUGACAGACCUCACCUACACCAGUAACCUGCUCAAGCUGAGGCCCGGCCACAUCAACGUGGUUCUGGUGCUGACCCACGCCUCAAAGAACACCUUGCUACGCAAGUUUGCCAAGGAGGUCUUCUCUUUCUCUGGGACUCAGACCAUCCACUUCUCCUUCCUCAACGCGGACAAACACGGCCAUUGGAUGGCCGCCCUCCUCCACGGGGCCUCGGACACGGCCAGCAGCGGCUGCCAUUCUGACGAGGACGAGGAUCCCUGCGACUACACGGGCCACGUGUUGGCCCUCAACGGCUACAAAAAAUACUUUUGCCACUUCAGACCAGUCUUCACCGGAGAUGAUCCCCCCUCAGACACAUCUCUCUCCGCCAGCAGUAGAAAGUCCCGGUCCAGGUCCAGGUCCAGCUCAGACUCUCGCUCCCGAUCUCAUUCCAGAGAAGAGUCCAAGAGAGGCCGGGCCACGAGCAUCGAGGUACACCACAAGUUAGACCGUCUGGGACUGUGGAUGGAGAGGCUGAUGGAGGGCACUCUGCCCAGAAGGCAAGUGUCCUCCUGGCCUAACCUCCACAACCUCACCCCUUAGUGCUCUGUCCCCAGCUAUACAGCCACACCCACCACCACCAAAGAUUCUCUACAUGCAUAUUUACAUACCUUAAUUCUUUCCAAACGGUAACACGUCAGUAAAAUGGCUGAUCAAACAAAACAGAAGUCAUGGUCAUGGACCCACUAGCUGCGCAAGCUAGUUCUCCAAUCUCAUAAACAGACUCAAUAACUCCACGGUGAAUUUACCAAACUGAAACAAUACAAAAAGAAUGUCAUUGUAAGUUAAUACUAAGACAGACACUUGUAAACGUGUUAGCAUAUUAGCUAAUGCUAACAACGCUAGCUUGUUUACGUUACCAUAGCACGUACAAAUCUGCAUGGCUAGGGAUGUAAAAAAUAAAUAAAUAAAUAGAUUUUCGAAUGAAUCGUGAUUCUCAUUUAAUUAAUUUAAAAAAAUCAAAAAUCGAUUAAAAAAUAAUAAAUACAAAAAAAUCCAAACAUAUUUUCUUGUUGCUAAAUCUGUCCUGUCCAGCCACUUUAUUUCAUGUUUGGCAAGAAUUUCAUUAAACCAAACCCAUUUUCUUUUAUUAUAGAAAUGUAUCAGAGCUGGAAACAUGUAGUUUAUCAUAAAACUGGCAGCUAAUGUUAUUAAAAAAAAGUAUUGAUUUUAAAUGGAGAAUCGUUUGGACUCGAGAAUAGAUUCUGAAUCGAAUCGUGUGGUACCCAAUGAUCCCCGGCCCUAAUAAAAACACUCCUACAGACAUACUAACACAGACACUUGUAAACGUGUUAACAUAUGCUAACAAUGCUAGCAUCAUUACGUUACGUUAGCACGUGGAAGCAGUCCUACAGACAUCACAGGUGGGACACGUUAGGUGGUAAGAAUACAAACAUUGUUGGGAGUGAUGAAUGAAGAAUCCUUUCCAGCAGAAACACUAUGGACAGUUAUACUUCCAGUUCAAGACACGAAAGAGGAAGUACAUUUUCAACCGGCAGCGCCUGCAGUGAGCGAACUCGUCCAAAGGAUAGCGCCACGGCACAGACAAUAACACACAUUUUCAGUGUCUUUGUGUUAAAUUAAAACUAUUUAUUGAUCGAAUAAAAAUCCCUAAAUUAGCCGCACCAAAAAAGUAGUGGCUUAUAGUUGGGGAAAAUACAAGUUGUAUUUUUGCUUGUUCAGAGCUGGCGAUAGCCUGAAUUGCGAGUGGCAAGCACUAAGUUGUGUCCAACAUUGACUUUGCUCUGAUUUGCAUGAAGCAAUGAAGACAGGAAGUGAAGUUAGGACAAUGCUAACAACACGUCUAGUGAAUCAGCCACACCAUGGAGCUGUGCUUGAACAUGUUUGGAGGCAGAUGGUUCUAAAGCAUGGAACUAGAAACACGCGUAUAGUUAGCUUGCACUAGCUACUUAUUAGCGUUUGUCCCAGUCUGCUGAAGAAACAUUAACAAAACACUGUAACUCUUUUAUGGCAUUUAGUGCGCUUAUUUAUUGAAGUGUGUGCAUAUUGUUUUGAUAUUUGUUCUCCAUUCAACAAUAAAUAUUUGUUUUCUGUUGUC
Messenger RNA from Nerophis lumbriciformis (worm pipefish), 4310 nucleotides. Its product is annotated as dnaJ homolog subfamily C member 16-like. The record is from RefSeq and is a predicted model, not a curated record. NCBI's taxonomy places the organism in Eukaryota, Metazoa, Chordata, Actinopteri, Syngnathiformes, Syngnathidae.